This is a messenger RNA of Lepus europaeus (European hare), 1460 nucleotides long. It is a transcript of the gene DIMT1, whose product is annotated as DIM1 rRNA methyltransferase and ribosome maturation factor. Gene Ontology annotation, biological process: rRNA methylation. Gene Ontology annotation, cellular component: mitochondrial matrix. Lineage: Eukaryota; Metazoa; Chordata; Mammalia; Lagomorpha; Leporidae. The transcript is spliced from 12 exons. Gene Ontology annotation, molecular function: rRNA (adenine-N6,N6-)-dimethyltransferase activity. The coding region runs from base 160 to 1086 and encodes 308 amino acids. The record is from RefSeq and is a predicted model, not a curated record.
CCGGGGGCGGGGACGGCGGGCCGUCGCCUCUGCGCUUGGCGUGGACGGUAGUGGUGGGGGAGAACUGGCUGGCGAGUCUCACGUGGUGGGGUCUCAGCCCGGGUAGCAGGCUUCGAUCGUGUUUGACUUCCCGGGCCCUUGGUUCCGAUUCCUGCCGAGAUGCCGAAGGUUAAAGCGGGAGCCAAGCGGCGGGAAGAGCGCCGGGAGCUGAAGAGCGCCGGAGGACUCAUGUUCAACAAGGGGAUCGGGCAGCACAUUUUGAAAAAUCCUCUGGUUGUUAACAGCAUUAUUGAGAAGGCUGCCUUAAGACCAACGGAUGUGGUGCUAGAAGUUGGACCUGGAACUGGCAACAUGACUGUAAAGUUGCUAGAAAAGGCAAAAAAGGUCAUCGCCUGUGAACUUGACCCAAGGCUAGUAGCCGAACUUCAUAAAAGAGUUCAGGGCACGCCCUUGGCGAGCAAACUCCAGGUAAUGGUGGGUGAUGUGCUGAAAACAGAGUUACCAUUCUUCGAUACGUGUGUGGCCAAUCUGCCUUAUCAGAUCUCUUCUCCCUUUGUCUUCAAGCUGUUGUUGCACCGACCUUUUUUCAGAUGUGCUGUACUUAUGUUUCAACGAGAAUUUGCUCUCCGACUGGUUGCAAAACCUGGAGAUAAGUUGUACUGCAGACUCUCAAUCAAUACACAGCUGUUAGCACGUGUGGAUCACCUAAUGAAAGUGGGAAAGAAUAACUUCAGACCACCACCAAAGGUGGAAUCCAGUGUUGUAAGGAUAGAACCCAAGAAUCCACCACCACCUAUCAAUUUUCAGGAAUGGGAUGGCCUAGUAAGGAUCACCUUUGUUAGGAAAAACAAGACACUGUCUGCUGCAUUUAAAUCAAGUGCAGUGCAACAGCUGUUGGAAAAAAACUACAGAAUUCACUGUUCGGUCCAUAACAUUAUAAUACCAGAAGAUUUCAGCAUAGCAGAUAAAAUACAGCAAAUCCUAACCAGCACAGGUUUUAGUGACAAAAGGGCCCGUACCAUGGACAUAGAUGACUUUAUCAGACUUCUACAUGGAUUCAAUGCAGAAGGUAUCCACUUUUCCUAGCUAUUUGGAAAACAGAAUAAUUCAAGGUCAAGAAAAGAAGCAAAUUAUAUAUUUUUAAUAUUUGAGAAGAUGAACUAUGCUAUUGCUCCUCUGGGACAUUAUCUGCAUGAUAAUUUUUAAUACUACUGUUGUCAUCUUUUACUAUUCUGAAUCUUUAAGGUGGUCAGUUCUAAGUUCCCAAGUGUUUUGUUGUUCUUGGUUUGCUUUUAAUAUACGUCAUAAUAUACAACAUAAUCUUCAAGUUUAAGAGCCGCAGAUACGCACAACUUUACACUGAAAUUUAUUAUUUCUAACAGUUUAUUGUAUGAAGAUGUUAAUAACCUUUUUUACUGUGUUAUAGAUGAGGCCAUCUUUAGGCGUUAGCUGUCCCUUUA